Messenger RNA from Calypte anna (Anna's hummingbird), 1192 nucleotides. It is a transcript of the gene TXNDC15, whose product is annotated as thioredoxin domain containing 15. Gene Ontology annotation, cellular component: cilium. The record is from RefSeq and is a predicted model, not a curated record. Bases 50 to 994 code for a protein of 314 amino acids. The transcript is spliced from 5 exons. Gene Ontology annotation, biological process: cilium assembly. Lineage: Eukaryota; Metazoa; Chordata; Aves; Apodiformes; Trochilidae.
AAGUCGCCGUUGUCCGGGGAGACGCAGCCGGGCCGGAGCGGCGCCGAGGAUGUGGCGGGUGCUGCUGCUGCUGGCCUGGCUCAGCCGGGCCUUCCCUGAGGGGGCCGUGACGGAGCAGAGCGCUGGCGGGCAGCCCCUCACCCCCGACGGCAGCUCUGAGCCGGUGCGGUACCGGACCGCGGAGAUGGCAGACGCCAUGCUGGGCAGCGGGCACCCUGCGGAGCAGGCAGUGCUGCUCUCCGUGGUGCCGGGGGAGGAAAGGGACAGCCAGGCGUCCGCACUCGCCAAGGAGGCUUGCGAUACGGCGGCCGGGGGCGAAGGGUGCAGCCCCGCGGUUCCUCUGGGGAAGGGCCGGGAACAGGCCGGGCUGGAGACGGUGCUGCCAGCGCCCGGCGAUGAGGUGAACGGCACCGACAGCGCCAAAGUUCCCAAAGUGAACUGCGAGGAGAGGAACAUCACCGGCAUCGAACGCUUCACGCUGCAGAUCCUGAACGUCUCCCAGGACCUGAUGGAACUGUUGAACCCCAACAGCAGUGACUGUACCUUAGUCUUGUUCUACACUCCCUGGUGCCGUUUUUCUGCCAGCCUGGCACCUCAUUUUAACUCUUUACCUCGAGCUUUUCCAACUCUUCGCUUCCUGGCACUGGAUGCUUCACAGCACAGCAGCUUGUCAACUAGAUUUGGAACUGUGGCUGUACCAAAUAUCCUCCUUUUCCAAGGUGCCAAACCUAUGGCUAGGUUUAAUCAUACAGACAGAACGCUGGAAACACUCAAAGACUUCAUCUUUAAUCAGACAGGUAUAGAGGCUAAAAGCGACGUGGCUGUGACAGAGGCAGACUGGGAAGGGCCCCUGCCCAGUGUCAUGACCAAAGGCAUAGACUGGCUGCUUCUCUUCUCCUUGCUCUUCUUGGCCACUUUUGUCAUGUACGCUACCAUUCGGACAGAGAGCAUCAGGUGGCUGAUCCCAGGGCAGGAGCAUGAACAUCAGGAAUAAUCUGAGAUGCUAAAAUAGGGAUGUAAUUCCCCACUGAUGGGUAAAGUCCACUGAGCAUGUAUGGACUUGGAAGUAUAAAAGAAUGAAGUGCUGAAUUUGUUGGAUGUCAUUUAUAACCUUGACUAAAAAUCUGCUUUAUUUAUCAACUCCUGGAUCAGCAAAAAGGAAAUUUGUGGCAAUUAAUGUGGUAAGUAAACA